GCUCUAAAGGUAAUCUACUUUCCCUUAGCAAAACAUCAUUGUCCAUUAAAAUGUCAGAUUCCGGCGAUCUACGAGUCCCUCAUGUAGCUCUCCUUCCAAGUGCCGGAAUGGGCCAUCUCACACCCUUCCUUCGGCUUGCAGCGUUACUAGCAUCACAUAAUGUUUGUGUCACUUUCAUCACUCCAAAUCCAACCGUCUCACUUGCCGAGUCACAGAGUUUGUCGAAUUUCCUCAUGGCCUUCCCACAAAUUACUCGAAAGCAGCUUCAUCUCCUUCCGCUCGACGAGUCCUGUGCCAAUUCCGAAGACCCUUUUUACCACCAUUUUGAAUUGAUUCGCCGCUCUUCUCACAUGCUCUCUCCUCUUUUAUCUUCACUCUCUCCACCUCUCUCCGCUAUGAUCACAGACAUGAGCUUCGCCUCCACGGUUCUUCCUGUAACCGAUUCUCUCGGACUUCCAAACUACAUCUUCUUCACAUCAUCUGCCAAAAUGUUGACACUUUAUGUGUCCUUCCACACCAUGCUUGGCCCUAAUCACACUAUAAAAGAUGAUCUCCAAGUUCCGGGUUUGGGGCCAAUACCAAAAUCACGGAUGCCUCCACCACUGCUGCAGGAAAGUAACAAUCUGCUGAAGACCUUUUUCAUAGAGAAUGGUAAGAAAAUGACUGAAUCAAGCGGAAUUUUGGUGAACACAUAUGAAAGUAUAGAGAGUGAGACGUUGGCAGCACUAAAUGAAGGCAAAGUAUUGAGAAAACUACCGUCAGUAAUUUCCAUCGGACCGCUAGCACCGUGUUUCUUCGAGACAAGCCAACAACUGCAAUGGCUUGAUGAUCAAGCAACUGGGUCAGUGCUCUACGUCAGCUUUGGGAGCAGGACUGCCAUGUCCAGGGAGCAAAUUAGAGAGUUGGGUGAUGGCUUGGUGAGGAGCGGUUGCAGGUUUCUGUGGGCGGUGAAGGAUAAGAAAGUUGACAUCGAAGAUGACGAGAAACUGACUGAGGUGCUUGGAGAGGAAUUAUUGGAGAGGGUGAAGAUAAAUGGAUUGGCAGUGAAGAACUGGCUGAACCAGGAGGAGAUAUUGAGCCAUCCGGCCAUUGGUGGGUUUUUAAGUCACUGUGGCUGGAACUCUUUGUCUGAGGCUCUCUGGAACGGUGUGCGCGUAUUAGCAUGGCCGCAACAUGGGGAUCAGAAAGUCAAUGCAGAUUUGGUGGAGAGAAUUGGACUCGGAACGUGGGAUAAGAGUUGGGGUUGGGGUGAUGGGGAGAUGUUGGUGAAAGCAGAGGACAUUGCACAGAGGGUUAGUGAGAUAAUGGGAAAUGACUUAUUGAAGUUGCAAGCACUGCACAUUAGAGACAAUGCUAGAAGGGCGGUUGAAGAUGGUGGUAGUUCAACAAAAAGUCUCACUGCUCUCAUCGACACAUGGAAGAAAUUUCAGGUACUACCCUAGUUAAACCUUCAUUUCCAAGAUCAGAUUAGAAGCAAAGAUGCAUUCAGUUGAGACAAAUCAGAUGCAGAUCGUGCCAUAAUCUCACAAUAUAAUUAACUGAUGUUGUAAGGUACAUCAAAACAUAAUGAGAAAACAAAAACAACUUCAGCUGGUU
This is a messenger RNA of Pyrus x bretschneideri (Chinese white pear), 1596 nucleotides long. Its product is annotated as UDP-glycosyltransferase 708G1-like. NCBI's taxonomy places the organism in Eukaryota, Viridiplantae, Streptophyta, Magnoliopsida, Rosales, Rosaceae. The transcript has a single exon. The record is from RefSeq and is a predicted model, not a curated record. Gene Ontology annotation, molecular function: UDP-glycosyltransferase activity. The coding region runs from base 51 to 1442 and encodes 463 amino acids.